Molecule: messenger RNA, 1215 nt
Organism: Grosmannia clavigera kw1407
Lineage: Eukaryota; Fungi; Ascomycota; Sordariomycetes; Ophiostomatales; Ophiostomataceae
Product: membrane associated protein pal1
Exons: 3
Coding region: 1-1215 (404 amino acids)
Cellular component (GO): cytoplasm
Source: RefSeq, a predicted model, not a curated record
AUGCCGUCACAGGCCAACGACGGAAAUUCCAAGUUUAUGGCCGACAUCUUUGUACUAACGCCCAGCCCCGGCGCUCAAUGGACGACCGUGGACCGCCCCCGGCGGGACGAGGUCGCCCUGCUGUUGGGCCACCGCCCCGUGCUAAAAACAUUCCGCCGCGGCGGUCACCCUCCCCCAAUAGCCGAUCAGCUCGGUCUCAAGAGGACGCUUCGAAACGGCACCACCCAAGCAGCAGUGCUGUCUCUGGGCGGACUGGCCAACAAGGCCCUGCCCCAGAUAGGUCUGCAGGCCGUCGCCCAUCCGUUUCUCGGCCUCGGCGCAACUCUGAGUCUUCUGUGGCGGACGAUACCAACCCGUCCAAGAGUGACAAAAUCCUUCGAGAGGCUCGGCGUCGUGAGCAGGCGAGUCGGGAGAAGAGCUCAACACGCCCAAACCGCCGCAAUGAUAUUAUUGAUCAGCUGGAUGCCACUAGCAUUUUUGGAAAUGGCGUUCCCGAAGGACUCAUUGAACAACAUUCUUGGCGGUUCGGGUCCUCUGAACACGCGGCCUGACCACAAGACCUUCAUGGGCCAGGGCGAAGACGAAGCGUUCAGAGACUUCGCUGCCAGCCGUGAGAAGACCAGCUCGUCUGCCAAUGCGACAGUUUUUGACCCUCGCCGCGCUUCCAUCGUUCAUGGAGACGAGUCUCUCGGCUUGGGCACUUCAACAUUCUUGGAGGGCACGCCUGUUGCUCGCACCACAAUCCAGCGCCGCGAAGCCGAAAGGGCUCAAGAUACGCAAGAUAAUCCGCUGCAGCGGAAGAAGUCGCUUGCGCAGCGCUUCCGCAGCACCAAGCGCGGACCUCGUGAGGGCAAUGCUGGCCGCGCCUUCAGCACAGAUGGAACUCCUAUUGCGUCUCGCCCCCGCGGUAAUGGCAACGAGCGUCCAGGUCGCCAAUUUGAGGAGUAUGACGGGUCCAGAAAUGAAGAGGAUAUGAUUAGCGUCCGUAGGAAGGCUCCGCCUAUGCCGGGCUCUCCUCCAAGCCCUCGCGACGAUUUUGAGCGGCGGUCUACUUCAGAUGCGGCCUAUUCGAUGACUGACGCUCCAAAGCACAGCCAUUCUGCGACUGGAUCUGAUGAUGUUUCGAAACCGACCAGCAGCGGCCUUCUGGCUCGCGUAAAGAGUUUGAAGGGGGGUCGUCGGGCACCUCCACCUCCUCCUACGAGGGACUCCUAG